CACACAUCAACAAAGUCACUCAGUUCUCAACGUCAAGCGCACUUACACCCAGCGACAAUAUCGUCAUCAGUUCAACAUGAAAGUAAUCACCGUCAAUUUCCUUACUUGCGCCGUGAAGAGCUGCCGGGCUUCACCAGCGUCCACUCCACUCCAUUUCAAAGACGCAGAGCUGGAACAGCAAGAGCUCGAUUUCAACCCCGACCUGAUCCGGAAUAUCCUACCACGAAUCGAUUGGGAUUCUUUGAGAAUUACGGCACAAGAACUUGGAUUCCCCGAUAUUUCCAGCAUCAAACCCAGCGAUGACCAAAUCGACGAAAGUAUGCUAAAAGAUCUGCACAAACUACUUAUGGAAACACAGGUGGUUGAAGGAAAGCUGUGUUGCGCAAAUUGUGGCCAUGAAUACCAGAUCAAAGAAGGGAUCGCGAACUUUUUGCUCCCCAGUCACCUAGUCUAAGAGCGCUUGCUUCCCUCUUGACAUAACGGAUAUGGGCAAUGCUUCAAAAGAUCCGUAAAGUCUCUGGCUAUUGAACAUGCAUACUUUUUCGAAUCGGUAUUGAGCAUCCGAACCCUGAAGCUUCAUGAGGAAUUGCAAAGUUGUUGUCCAUGCAAGGCUCUCUUACCUCGACAGUAUUUUGGCUUCAUAUGCAUAUGAAUGACAGCUCUUGAUUAAAGUUGAUCGAAUUUAUCGAUGCGACAAUGGUCAGCUUACAGCAUGCCGGGACUAUUUGACAGAGAUGUAGUAUGGGGCUGUGCAGGCAUCAUUGAAGACAUAGAACCAUUAUGGAUGAACUCAAGACAGGCACAUCAACCGCAGCCCACAGAUCCCUCUAAGCGCAGGCUGGCACCUCCUAAUUUCAGCUCCAAAGAUCCUCCCGCUUCGUGCUAUCAUUUGACAUUAAAUGCAUGCCAGAUUACAGGGGUCUCUACACAAUAACGAAUUACGAUCAUGACCACAUGAAUGGAAGCUCCAAAGCUACUGUCUGUCCCUUGUUUUUUGAUAAAUGUGAUAUGACAUGAUUACAAUAGAU
Molecule: messenger RNA, 1028 nt
Organism: Talaromyces stipitatus ATCC 10500
Lineage: Eukaryota; Fungi; Ascomycota; Eurotiomycetes; Eurotiales; Trichocomaceae
Product: adoMet-dependent tRNA methyltransferase (MTase) complex subunit Trm112, putative
Exons: 3
Coding region: 77-454 (125 amino acids)
Biological process (GO): rRNA (guanine-N7)-methylation; peptidyl-glutamine methylation; tRNA methylation
Molecular function (GO): protein heterodimerization activity
Source: RefSeq, a predicted model, not a curated record